Molecule: messenger RNA, 623 nt
Organism: Tarenaya hassleriana
Lineage: Eukaryota; Viridiplantae; Streptophyta; Magnoliopsida; Brassicales; Cleomaceae
Product: 60S ribosomal protein L34-1
Exons: 4
Coding region: 58-420 (120 amino acids)
Biological process (GO): ribosome biogenesis; translation
Cellular component (GO): ribosome; cytosolic large ribosomal subunit
Molecular function (GO): structural constituent of ribosome
Source: RefSeq, a predicted model, not a curated record
CGUCGUCUCCGCUACGGCUGUUGGGAAGAAGAAACCCUAGACGAAGAGCAGCGAAAAAUGGUGCAGCGGCUUGUUUACCGUACGCGGCAUAGCUAUGCCACUAAAUCGAACCAGCACCGUGUCGUCAAAACCCCAGGAGGGAAGCUGGUAUAUCAAACCACGAAGAAGAGGGCCAGUGGUCCGAAAUGUCCUGUCACGGGCAAGCGGAUUCAGGGUAUCCCACACCUUAGACCUGCUGAAUACAAGAGAUCCAGAUUGUCUAGAAACAGAAGGACCGUAAACCGUGCAUAUGGAGGAGUCUUGUCUGGUUCUGCUGUAAGGGAAAGGAUCAUCCGGGCUUUCCUCGUUGAAGAGCAGAAAAUCGUGAAGAAGGUGCUGAAGCUCCAAAAGGCCAAGGAGAAGCUAGCUGCCAAGAGCUAAGUCGUUCGCCUACACCAAAUAAUCUGUCUUUAUUAUGGUUCUGUUCUAAUGGUUAGGACUUCCUCAGUUGUGGGAGCUUGUACUCAUCCAAUUUUUAUGCUUUGUAUUGUUUUUUCUUUUUUGGAUCUGACUCUGUCGACAAUUAACUCUACUUCAGUUUUGUUUUCGUUUAAAUGUCUGAAUUUCCAUUCAACGUUGAAUUC